Toxorhynchites rutilus septentrionalis is the source of this 2428-nucleotide messenger RNA. RefSeq lists its product as uncharacterized. The transcript is spliced from 4 exons. NCBI's taxonomy places the organism in Eukaryota, Metazoa, Arthropoda, Insecta, Diptera, Culicidae. Bases 1 to 1098 code for a protein of 365 amino acids. The record is from RefSeq and is a predicted model, not a curated record.
AUGGAAGGACCAGGACCAGGAAAAGGCAAAAGGCGUCGCGGUGAUGGCAAGACUUUACAGGAAAUUGCGUUGUCUUUCAUCCAACGAGACGGAGUUAGCGGUAUCUGCCGGAUAGCGGAGAACGACCAAUGCUCCUACGUACAGGAGACUUUGGAUGUAGGCAAUUUCAUCCGCCACUUCCGCACCCAGCAUACAGAUGCUGCGGUUAAAUGUGGCUUGUUGAAUCGAAUUGAUUUAAAUACGAAGAAGCCAAGAAUAGUGACGAAGCGACCCAUGGCAAUUGACAUACCGCUGUAUAUGGAUUCCAUCAGCAAGUUAGUAGCCUAUAAUCAUCUUCCUCUUUGCUUCGUGGAGUGGGAGGGAAUGGAGCAACUAUUUGAUCCGAUAUCCGCCGCACUCGGUAUCACCGUGAACAAGAGCCACGUAAAGAUGAUUAUUCACUCCGUUGCCGUUCAAAUCCGUGCGAUCUUGAGCGGGGAAAUGAAGAAUAGGUUGCUAUCCCUUAAAAUUGACUCCGCCUCACGAUUCAACCGGCACAUCCUUGGAAUAAAUGUCCAAUAUUUCUUGGACAGCAAAAUCGUGAUUCGAACGUUGGGUAUGAUUGAAAUAAAAGACCGUCAAACAGCUGCUUUACUGAAAACUAAAAUUCUAGAGAUUCUCCAGACGUACGGAGUUACCGUUAAGCAGAUAUUCUCAGUCACAUGUGAUAAUGCCGCAAAUAUGUUGGCCGCUGUGAGAAAAUUGAAGCAGGAAUUCGAUUUCAUAAUCUCACUGCAGCUGGAAAAUGAGAUUAACUUAGAAGACACCGAAAAUAAAGAAACCGAACCUGAAAACGAAAUUGACACCGAAGUUGUUGAGAACAACCGAGAUCGGGAUCUCUCGGAGGCCCUUUCGACUGAAUUUCAUCAGGAUCAACUGAACUUAGUUCCAUGUUCGGUUCACAGUCUACAAUUGGUCAUAUUGGACGUCGUUGAAAAAAGUGAUGAAUCUGUCAAAGAAAUAACAGCUGUUGCAAAAAAUUGCAAAUCAGUAAAGUACAAGACACAUUUCGAUUAUCAUAACGCCAGUCUUCCGCCUGUUUGGGGGCAAACAAGGUGAGGAGGUAUCUAUAUGAUGAUGGAUAGCUUUAGUCGCCAAAAGAGCUUCUUUGAUCAACUGGCGCUCCAGUUUCCUGAGCUCGUUCUCAGUCCGAAAAACUGGGAUUUCGUUGACCAAUACGUGCAAGCCUUCGAGCCACUUUUUCUCUGUACUAAGAGAAUGCAGGAAAAUCACGUUCCGCUUCCUGAUUUUUAUUUAUCCUGGUUGAUGGCAAUAAACGAAGUGCAAAAGAUGACUUCGAAUCCAUUUUCGAAACCGCUGACUGAGUCAUUAACAAGUCGUCUCUGAAAUUUAAAAACAUCCCAAGCAUUCCAAAUGGCACUCUAUCUGGAUCCCCGUCUGAAUUACUUGAAUUCAAAACUUUUCAGCAACCAUGAGAAGCAAUACAUCCAGUCCUGCAUUAGGGAUACCUGGAACAGGAUCAGUGAACUGAAACCAUCGACAUGUCGCAACGAAACUAUGGAAAGUGAGGCCAACAACAGCAGCCAAUUUGAUGAGUUCCUCACAGAGCUUUUUGGUGGCACUCUUUCAACAUCGAAUUGCUCAAAUGACUCAACAUUUGAACAGCAAUUGAAAGCGCUAGAUGCAGAAUUGCGCCAAAACCAUACUUUUGAUGUGUUUCAGUAUUGGCUGAUGCGAUUAUACUGACUAAGAAUCAAUUGUUUUUUUUUUGGAUUCGGACAACCAGAACAACUGAAUUUUUUUAAUUUUAAUAAUUUUCGUUCAUAUAAUUUUUGUGUUCCAUAAAAGAUUUAUAAUAAAAAUAGAAUAAUGGAUAUUAAAAUAUUAAAUAUUUGUUUCAUAUGUUCAGACCCCAAAACGCCCAAAAACGUCCAAAAAUCAAGCAUCCACACUAGGAUAACUUCCUAGCCGAUUUCACUCUCGAUUGGUUAACGUUGAACGUUAACCGUUGAUUCUCACUAAUACGCAAUGAUAUUCAAUUCUGACGGUUCAAAUAUCAAGGCGAGAAGGAAAAUGCUAUAAAGAAUGAACUUCAUAGCAUGCUAAUGUUGAUGUUCAUUAUACUCGUUUUCAUUGAUAGUAUGGUUUCAUCUUUCUCGAUUCUCACUUGAGCAGUAGGUUAUCAAUACAAGGUAGGCUGAAAUUUGCCGUAUUUGAAUGUCAUGAACGUGAAUAUUUUCGGCACUGGCUUAAAGCUUAGGUAGACAAAUAUGCUAGAAUGCUUUGAUUGCGUUUUUCUCAGUUGCUGAUUUUAGAACAUGGGACAAAUAUGCGUAGAACGGCAGCAAUCCUGUCGAUGAAAAUAAAAUAGCAGCUAAAAGGUUUUCAAACUCAGUAGAUAACUUCAAAAUCUUCAAAAUGUUAGAUA